Dicentrarchus labrax (European seabass) is the source of this 1568-nucleotide messenger RNA. It is a transcript of the gene irgq2, whose product is annotated as immunity-related GTPase family, q2. Lineage: Eukaryota; Metazoa; Chordata; Actinopteri; Moronidae. The record is from RefSeq and is a predicted model, not a curated record. Bases 215 to 1354 code for a protein of 379 amino acids. Gene Ontology annotation, molecular function: GTP binding. The transcript has 2 exons. Gene Ontology annotation, cellular component: membrane.
AUGCAAGUAGGGUUACAUAUACAUGCAUGUAUGUACUCAAAGUGAUUUUGGAUUAGGGCUGAGCUAACAGGAUUAGAAUGUUCCACUAGCUGGAUAAACACCUUAAAUAGAUCAGCCUGACGCUGCUGGUGCUUCAGAGCUGCAGAAGAAUCAACAUUUUACAACUGAGAACAAAUAUUUCAACCACAGAGCCGCUUCUCCACAUCUGUAGACAAUGGCUGAUGUUUUCAGAGGCCUGAACCUCCUUGAGACCCUUAAAGAGUCCAUAGAGAACAAUAAGUUAUCAGAGGUCAAGGAUGCAGUGGAAGAUCUCCUUAUCAGCAGGAUCAACUUAGCUGUGGUGGGGGACCGUGGGGAUGAAAAACCCACGUUUAUAAACUCCCUCCUUGGCCUCGGUCCUGGGGAUGAUGGAGCAGCUCCGUCUCCAUCCCCUGUCGCCCCGGAGGAAUUGGCAGGCUACCCUAAUCCUAAACACCCCGACUUUCGCCUGUGGGAUCUGCCGCCUGUCCCAUCCACCUCGCCAUUUGAACCUGAGGGAUACAUGGAUAGAGUUAAGUUCCUCCGGUACAAUGCCGUGUUCAUGACAUUCACAAAGACACCCCAACCCAACAGUGUGGAGGUGUUCUUGGAGGCAAGGUCACUGCAGCGACAAACAGUGUACUUUAUCCUCUUAGCUUCAGCAAAAGAUACAGAAAAAAGCCUAGAAGAAAAGAGGAAAGCCAGUCUGGAAGUAUUGACAUCACAAGGUGUUGCACAGCCUAAAGUCUACCUAGUGAGACCCUCCACCUUGGAGAAGUCUGACUUCUCUGGCCUGUUGGAGGACAUGGGAAGAGACCUUCCAGAGAUCCGAGCCCACGCCCUUCUCUUGGCUCUGCCGACGCUGAACUCCUCCCUGGUCACUCAGAAAAAGGAGGCAUUCAAAGCACUAGUAUGGGCCGCCGCCUCACUAUCUGGUGGGGUGUCGGCUAUUCCUGUUCCCUUUGUGGCCUCCAUGGUGGACUCAAGUGUAGCAGUGCGGAUUCUAACCAAAGCACAAUUAUCUCUGUGCCUGGACAAUGAAUCAGUCGAGCGACUGGCCCGACAGCGUGGCUUGGAACCGACAGUCCUUAAAAGGAUGCGGACUUGUGCACUGUCAGUGGAGGUCACCAAAGGUGAAGUGAAAAAGCGGCUAGCGGCGGCAGAAAAGGACUUGGCCACGGGUUCGUCAAAACUGGUGGAGAUGGCAAUGCCCCGACAUGCCCGUUCUGUCAGCCGCUCCUUCACUGCAAUGUUGCAAGCCUUAAAUGGUGCCAUUGAUGAAAUGGCAGCUGAUGCUGAGAAGAUGGUGGCUGCUGCUCUUGGGGAGGGGAAGUGAAGUCACGUGUUUUACCCUGUGAAUUGUUUAUUGUUUAUUGUUUUCUAAAUGUGGUUCAUAUUAACUUUUAUGUUUUGGUGUAUAAUAAACGCAUAAUUUACUGCAUACAAUAUUUCAUGAGUCUUCUGAUACGUUUUCCCUCUUUUUGAUGAGGCCUGAAGGACACAAGGACACUGUAAACACUGUGUAAGCAUACACUUUGCAAAAAGAUUGC